GCAGGGACUGCUGGGCGCUGGGACACGGCUGGCACGGGCCGAGCUGCGGGGCGAGGCGGAGGUUGGCACUGCGUCGGGCCUGCCGGUGCCGCUAGUGUCAGGCUUUGCGCGGGGCGGGGGUGUGCGGCAGCUGCAGGCAGUGCGCGGGGAGCCGGCGCCCUGGGGGCUGCCCGAGGAGUGGGGCAUGGCGGUGAGCGUGGCGCUGUGGGUGCCUCGUGCCACUCUGUGGGGGCUUGGCCUCUUCCAGGGGGAGUGGGUGUGGGUGCAGGGCCCUGUGGGCACUCACCUGGCAGCUGUUGGGGCCCUGCAUCCCCCAUGGGACUAUCCCUGCCAGCAGCCAGGCAGCAGCCUGCCCAGUGGCAGUGCUGUGAUCUCUGCUGCACUCGCCUUCAACCUUGGCUACGACCCUGCCACCAGCCAGGCCCACCUCACCAUCCAGAGGUAUGGAGAAGCUCUGGAUACCGAGGAAACAAAAGGAAGCCAGUCCUUGUUAUCUGUACCACCUUUUGCCAAGGAGCUACACGUAGAGAUUAUAUCCUCACCAGCCUACAGCACCAGAGGAGUCUAUGACCAUAUUCUCUACCAGCACUUUGAAACCCCGAGGUUGGUCCAGGAGGGGGAUAUCCUGUGUGUUCCAGCUAAUGGACAUCCAGAGUUCUUAGAAGAAAACUUGGAUAAAUUUCUUAGAUGGCCAGAGCUCUACUUCAAAGUGAAGAAGAUAUUAGGAAUGGUGGAAAGAGAGCAGUCUGUGGGGUUCCUAGCUGACACCCGGAACACUUCCCUCUACCUGAUGGGUUCAACCAACAGUGCUAUCCCAUCUUACCCAUGCCGUGCUGGCCAUGAAUUUUGGAGCAGUUUGUCUCCCCCUGGGCUCUCUGAUAUUGUGAAGUGGCUCUGUGAUGCCCUGCGACCUCAUCUGCACAAUGGGGGGAUAGCACUAAAUGGAGCAGGCAGCGUUCUCCUUUCAGGACCCAGUGGUGUGGGGAAAAUGACAGCUGUCAGAGCUGCGUGUAGCUGCCUUGAUCUCCAUCUGUUCAAGGUGGACUGUGUCAGUCUCUGUGGAGACACUAGUGGAGCUACAGAGGUGAAGCUACAGUCUGCUUUUGCACAAGCUGAGCUCUAUCACCCAUGCAUCCUCCUGCUGAAGGACAUUGAAUUGCUGGGCAGAGACCGAGAUGGGGUGGGAGAGGACUCCAGAGUGAUCUCCACUCUGAGGCAUCUCCUCCUGGACAGAGACCCUGGACUAAGCAAGCCUGUCCUGGUAAUUGGCACAACAUGCAGAUCCCAGGAUGUCCCUGCAGAUGUACAGACAGCUUUUCUUCAUGAGGUGGCAAUUACAGCCCCUUCAGAAGAGCAGAGGAAGGCCAUUCUGAGCACGCUUACUGCCAGCCUGCCGCGGGGGAAAGAAGUGAGCCUGGCCAAGCUGGCACGCAGAAGUGCGGGCUUUGUGCUGGGAGAUUUCUGUGCCUUGUUGUCCCACAGCAGCCGUGCCACCUGCUCCAGGAUUCAAACCUCAAGUUUUCCAGGGGGGCUGAGUGAGGAAGAGGAGAGAGAUUUUUGUGCUGCUGGGUUCCCAGUUCUAGAGGAGGAUUUUAAUGUUGCGUUGGAUCAGUUGCAUGAUGCCCAUUCCCAUGCUGUGGGAGCCCCAAAGAUCCCUUCAGUCUUCUGGCAGGAUGUGGGUGGGCUCCAGGAGGUGAAGAAGGAGAUUCUGGACACCAUCCAGCUGCCCCUGGAACACCCUGAGUUGCUCUCAUUCGGGCUGCGCCGCUCUGGUCUCCUACUGUAUGGGCCUCCGGGGACAGGAAAGACCUUGCUGGCCAAAGCUGUGGCAACUGAGUGCACCAUGACUUUCCUCAGUGUGAAAGGACCGGAGCUAAUUAACAUGUAUGUGGGGCAGAGUGAAGAGAACGUUCGUGAAGUGUUUGCCAGAGGCAGGGCAGCUGCUCCCUGUGUUAUCUUCUUUGAUGAACUGGAUUCAUUGGCACCCAGCCGUGGGCACAGUGGGGAUUCAGGAGGUGUCAUGGAUCGAGUUGUCUCCCAGCUGCUGGCGGAACUCGAUGGCCUUCAUUCCACCCAGGAAGUAUUUGUGAUCGGAGCCACAAACAGACCUGACUUGCUGGACCCUGCACUGCUGCGGCCUGGCAGGUUUGACAAGCGGGUCUACGUGGGUGUGAAUGAAGACCGGGAAUCUCAGCUGAGAGUGUUGAUUGCCAUCACAAGAAAGUUUAAAUUGGACCCUUCAGUGAGUCUCACCAGUAUCCUAGACAAGUGCCCUGCCCAGCUGACUGGAGCAGAUCUGUAUGCGCUCUGUUCGGACGCCGUGAUGCAUGUCAUCAAACGGAAAGUGGAGUGCAUUGAAGAAGGGCUGGACACAGAGAGCUCUGAUCUUGUCCUGACCAUGGAGGACUUCCUGCAAGCUGUUGCUGGGCUGCAGCCAUCUGUUUCUGACCAGGAGCUGCUUAGAUACAAGCUGAUCCAGCAGAAGUUUGCGGCCUGCUAGCAUCUAACAGGAAAGGAAGGCAUGGAGCAUGUGGGACCACACGGCUGGCACUAAUGCAGGAGGGUCUGGGAGACCACCCAGACCCAGGACAGAACCCUUAGAAGCAGGGGAGUUGUUGUCUGUUGAUUCAUGACCGAGUAUGGUACCCAAUCAGGUUAACGGGGUAGGAUUUUUGCCAUGGAGCUGAGGCUGCUGCCAGCAUUGUGAGGGGGUGGGAGCAGCUUGGCUCUUUAACCUGCUUUCUGCUUCCAGCCUUUCCCUGCUCAGCCUUGUAAAUCUUUGCAGGCACCCUC
Messenger RNA from Gavialis gangeticus (Gharial), 2793 nucleotides. RefSeq names its product peroxisomal biogenesis factor 6 (gene PEX6). The transcript is spliced from 17 exons. Bases 185 to 2500 code for a protein of 771 amino acids. Lineage: Eukaryota; Metazoa; Chordata; Crocodylia; Gavialidae. Gene Ontology annotation, biological process: protein import into peroxisome matrix. Gene Ontology annotation, cellular component: peroxisomal membrane; cytosol. Gene Ontology annotation, molecular function: ATP hydrolysis activity; ATP binding. The record is from RefSeq and is a predicted model, not a curated record.